CCGCGUCUUUCGCCAGGGCUGAUCGACACCCACCACAUUACCACCCAGAAGCAGCACCUACCUAGGAACUCAGAUAUCAAAUACAUCAGAUCCACACUAUCCUGCUACGAGAUUGCAACAAUGGGGCGCUUCGAAACGCUUAACCCUGAUACACAAGAUCAGGUUGAAGCCAUGCUUCCAGCGAUAGCGAAGGCGUUCAAGAUCGAUGAUGUCAAGGACAUCAUCCCGGAGGAUAUCCGCAUGCGCGCCUGGGACUGCGAGCGCCGCGAUCACAUCAAAGACCAGACUGAAGACGAGCCCCGCAACUGGGGCGUGCAGUUCCUCCGGGAUCUUCAGGCUAUCGCGCGUCUUACAAAGGGCGAUAUUCCUAGGCUCCAGGCAGAUUUGCGCCGCAAGGUCGAGAAGCAUGCCGACAACCACCCUUGGUGCCGGCUUCAAGACAUCAAGGACCUGAAGAAGAAAUACAUGAGCCCUGAUGUGCCUAGUGAAGAAGAACCCGAUCCGGAGGAGUACGUCACGGAGUACGCUUCUUCUCCGGAUUCGUAUUUCGAGGAACUCGUUGAGCAGGAAGUUCCGAAAGGCAUGCGUCGCCCUCGAAACCACGAGGCGUAUGAAGUUCGGCCCCAGCCCAGCCAAAAGAAGCGAGAGAAAUCUUCUCGUCUUCGCCGUGACAGUGAAGGUUGGGAGCGACGCCAGAAGACCAACCGUCACUCGGUCUUCCACUCUGUGGAGGAUGGUAGCUCUAUUCACGGCAACUUCACGGCUGCUAACCCGACUUCUCGUGCGGGAUCGUCCAUGAUCAACUUCGAAGGUUUCCCUAGCUACUAUCAGCCAGAUGUUCCGCUUGAAUCUCAGAAGCUUCAGGCCGAACUAGAGGUUGCGGAGGCCGAGUUGAACUACGCUCGUCUCAAGGUCAAGUUCUUCGACGCCAAAAAGCGGGAGGAGAGCGCGCUUCAGGGAAGCGCUGAUCAAUACGAUUCUCGACCAUCAUAUCUAGGUUAG
This is a messenger RNA of Periconia digitata, 1002 nucleotides long. NCBI's taxonomy places the organism in Eukaryota, Fungi, Ascomycota, Dothideomycetes, Pleosporales, Periconiaceae. The record is from the annotation of a GenBank genome assembly.